Messenger RNA from Anguilla anguilla (European eel), 1411 nucleotides. RefSeq names its product leupaxin (gene lpxn). Bases 139 to 1383 code for a protein of 414 amino acids. The transcript is spliced from 9 exons. Gene Ontology annotation, cellular component: stress fiber; adherens junction; filamentous actin. The record is from RefSeq and is a predicted model, not a curated record. Gene Ontology annotation, molecular function: actin binding; muscle alpha-actinin binding. Lineage: Eukaryota; Metazoa; Chordata; Actinopteri; Anguilliformes; Anguillidae. Gene Ontology annotation, biological process: muscle structure development; actin cytoskeleton organization.
GGAUGUAACCCAACUGUCAGCAAGUCAGAUCUCUCUUUUGCACAAAUGCAUCUUUUCAGAUGUGCCAAAGGCAGAGCCACACAAACCUCUCCUCCCACACCGAAUCGACAGACAGCCUGCAAACAUCACUGACCGAGCAUGGACGAACUAGACUUUCUCCUGGAAGAGUUAGCACAGACGUCUUCCCAGAAUGCUCCAGGCCCCGCAGGUAUCACUCAGAAGAAUUCGGAGCAAACUGGAAAGAAUGAAAGCUCCAGCACACAUGGACAGAUCACACCUGUAUAUAUUUCUACACUUCCGGCCCAGGACCCGAACAGUGACCACGUGUACAGCGAAGUUCCAGACCCUGUAGAGGCCACUCUCAGUCCCCGUUCGGCCACACAAGAACUGGACUCCAUCAUGCAGGAGCUACUGGGCCUGAAUUUAGGGCUCUCGGACUUGCCAGCCACAUCAGGCCCCCCUCCGCUCGUUCGGAAAUCCCAAAAAAGCAAAGGAGGAAAGGAGACGAAGGACGCGGACGUCGAACUCGCGGGCGAAGGCAAAUCCCGUGCAGCUGAGGAUUCUGAUCAGGCACCUGGGAAGACAAACAAACCCACUGGGGCCUCCAUAGAUGACCUCCUUGGGGGCCUACGUUCUGACAUGGAGAGGAUGGGCGUGCGCACCUCCGCCAAAGGCCUCUGCACUGCCUGCGGCAAGUGCAUUGUGGGAAAGAUGAUCACAGCUCUGGGAGAGGUGUGGCACCCCGAGCACUUUGUGUGUUCCUCGUGCGGGACAGAACUGGGCACGUGCGGCUUCUUCGAGAGAGACGGGAAGCCCUACUGCGACAAGGACUACCAGAACCUCUUCUCUCCCCGCUGUGCGUACUGCAAAGGCCCCAUUCUACAGAACAUCCUGACCGCGAUGGACCAGACCUGGCACCCAGAGCACUUCUUCUGUAACCACUGCGGGGAGGUUUUCGGGACGGAGGGCUUCCUGGAUCGCGACGGCAAGCCGUACUGCAAGAAAGACUUUUACCGUCUCUUUGCGCCAAAGUGCUCUGGAUGUGGGAAGCCCGUGCAGGAGAACUACCUGUCCGCAGCCAACGGCACCUGGCAUCCCGACUGCUUCGUCUGCACGGAUUGCAUGAGUCCCUUCCGGGACGGGUGCUUCAUGGAGCUGGACGGACGUCCCCUCUGCUCCCUGCACUACCACUCCCGUCAGGGCAACCUGUGCGGGGGGUGCGGGACGCCGAUUUCGGGGCGCUGCAUCGCGGCGCUGGACCGCAAGUUCCACCCCGAGCACUUCGUGUGCGCCUUCUGCCUGAAGCAGCUCAGCCAGGGCGUGUUCAAGGAGCAGGACGGGAAACCGUACUGCGGCAUCUGCCACGACAAGCUGUUCCUGUGAGAGGCGCGGGGGGUGGGGAGAGGAGAUA